AUGAGCCGUAUCGACAGACCCCGCACUCAUUCUAUUGCUGCGACAAAAACCGAAGCGGACACAGUCAGUGUUGGAGAGCAGAUCGCGUUGGAGAAGGAUAAUGCUAUCAAAUAUCGUAGCUGCAGCUGGCAAAAGACUGCCGCAUUAUUAUUCUCGGAAUAUAUUUGCCUGGCUAUCAUGUCUUUUCCCUACUCGUACGCAGUUCUUGGACUGGUUCCAGGGCUGAUCCUCACUAUUGUGAUCGCCGGGACAGUGUUAUACACGUCGUUGAUUGUCUGGGAAUUUUGUAUGCGCCAUCCGGAAGUUAAAGAUGUGUGUGAUAUUGGACAAAUGCUCUUCUGGGGCAAGUCGUGGGCGUGGUACCUCACGGCGGCCUUGUUCAUUGGCAACAACACAUUUAUCCAAGGGUUCCACUGCCUUGUUGGGUCCAAAUAUCUCAAUUCGGUAACCAACCACGGUCUUUGCACUAUCACCUUCUCUGUCCUCACCGCAAUUAUCUCAUGGGCUUGCUCGCUGCCCCGGACCUUUUCGACCCUCUCCUCCUUGGCGACUGCAUCGGCGAUCUUCACAUUCGUCUCCGUGAUCCUUGCAACAAUAUUCGCUGGCAUUGAGGACCAUCCAGCAGGAUAUCCCUCGAAAGGUCCGAUUGAAAUCCUGAUCAUCCCUGCGGCGGGUACGGGUUUCGUUGCAGGAAUGAACGCUUUCAUGAACAUCAGCUACACGUUCAUCGGCCAGAUCACACUCCCGUCCUUCAUCGCCGAGAUGAAGGAACCAAAGGACUUCCCUAAGGCGUUGUGGGCCGUGACGAUCGCAGAGGUCAUCGUCUUUUCAAUAGUCGGAUCGGUGAUGUACGCAUUCAGCGGCUCAAACUACAACGCAUCCCCUGCAUUUGCCGUGCUCGGGAACGAGGUGUAUAAGAAAGUCUCCUUCUCCUUCAUGAUCCCAACGAUAAUCUUCCUCGGCGUCCUCUACGCCUCCGUCUCCGCCCGCUUCAUCUUCUUCAACGUAUUCAGCGGCACCCGACAUCUGGGUAGCCACACCGUUGUCGGCUGGGUGACGUGGGCGGCGAUCCUCGCGGUCACAUGGAUCGUAGCGUUCAUCAUCGCGGAGGUGAUCCCGUUCUUCGGGGAUCUGCUGAGUCUGAUGAGCUCUGUUUUUGACUCCUUCUUCGGGUUCAUCUUCUGGGGUGUUGCGUACAUGCGCAUGAGGCGCAUGGAUUACGGGCCGCGAUACUGGGAAAAGAGAGGCUUCAGGGGGUGGUUCGGCCUUUUUGUCAACAUCUUCCUCUGCAUCACUGGCCUCUUUUUCCUGACUGGCGGAACUUAUGCUUCGGUGCAGAGCAUUGUCGAUGGGUACAAUGCCGACAGUUUUGGAGGCCCGUUUACCUGCGAGUCGAAUGGGAUUUAG
Eremomyces bilateralis CBS 781.70 is the source of this 1407-nucleotide messenger RNA. Its product is annotated as putative neutral amino acid permease. Gene Ontology annotation, biological process: amino acid transmembrane transport. The transcript is spliced from 6 exons. Bases 1 to 1407 code for a protein of 468 amino acids. Lineage: Eukaryota; Fungi; Ascomycota; Dothideomycetes; Eremomycetales; Eremomycetaceae. The record is from RefSeq and is a predicted model, not a curated record. Gene Ontology annotation, cellular component: vacuolar membrane. Gene Ontology annotation, molecular function: amino acid transmembrane transporter activity.